UUUUGCGUCGGCCGACGGCGGCGAGAGCGCGCUGAGGGGGAUGCGCCCGCCGCGCCUUUAACGGAGGGGGGGCGGAGCCUGAGGAGGCCUGAGACACACAGAGGGUGUUAAAGAGACAGCAAGACGCAAUCCUGGGGUCCCCCCCACUUUUCCUCUGCUAUCAUGGACACCGCUGGUCCUCUCAUCCACGUGGACUUCCCAGAUGUGGCCAGCUCUCUCCUGGAAAGCCUCAACCAGCAGCGAGUGGAAGGGAAGCUGUGCGACGUAUCCAUCCAUGCACAAGGCCGCGUGUUCCGCGCUCAUCGCGCCGUGCUCGCCGCUUCUUCCCCAUACUUCCACGACCAGGUGCUUCUUAAAGGCAUGAGCUGCGUGGCUUUGCCCGGUGUUGUAGACCCGGGGGCGUUUGAAGCUGUUUUAUGUGCUGCCUACACGGGACGCUUGACAAUGUUGGCAGAUGAGAUUGUCAACUACCUGACAGUGGGAAGCGUGCUCCAGAUGUGGCACGUGGUGGACAAGUGCUCGGAACUUCUAAAAGAGUCUCGUGCCAACAGCAGUACUGGAAGCAUGGAGGGAGCCGGGAGCAGCCAUGGUCCAACGCCACAGAGACCUCACUCCGGCAGAGCCAGCGAGAACCAGUCCCCCAGCAGCAGCAACUAUUUUAGUCCACCAGAACCAUGUACAGAGAGGAGUAGGAGAAGAAGCGAAGUCACGAGCGAAGCAGCAGAAGAAGCUGGCAUAGAAGAAGAGCCAUCUGGAGAAGAAGCCUCUGUAGCCAGCUGCUCCAGUUAUCGAAGGCCCAGCAUUGUUCCUCAGAGACAUUGGGUGUAUGUCAAGAAGGAACGGCCUCACCAGGGUCUGCUGCUGACAUGUGAAGGUGAGGAAGAAGAAGAUGAGGAAGAGCUUGAAGAAGAUGAAGAAGAAGAACAGCUGAGUAUCAGUGAUGUUCGCACCCUCAAUGCUCCGGAAGAACAGGUAAAUUUCUGUGAACCUUCAGAUGGAAUGCCUUAUGAUGAAGCAUCUGGCAAUGGCACUGGUUACCCACAGGGACCUCCUCUUCUGCCUCUGGACAUGCAAGGGAAUCCGCUGCUGGUGAUGCCUUCAGGACACGGUGCAGCUGGGCAAGGUGGGACAGGAACGAGUCAAGGAGAAGGCGGCAAAAUCUUCCUAUGCCAUUGUGGAAAAGCAUUCUCCCACAAGAGUAUGCGUGAUCGGCACGUCAAUAUGCAUCUCAACCUGCGCCCAUUUGACUGCCCUGUCUGUGGGAAAAAGUUUAAGAUGAAGCACCACCUGACUGAACACAUGAAGACACACACCGGGGUCAAACCGUACGAGUGUGAAGUGUGCGCCAAGAAGUUUAUGUGGAGAGACAGCUUUAUGAGACAUCGUGGUCACUGCGAGAGGCGGCAUAGGGCAGGGGCAGGGGGUGGAGGAGGUGGAGGCGGGCAAGGGAUUAGCGAGCCUCCAUCUGUGUAACACUGGUGGGGGGCAGAGAGUGGAGGCAGAGGGGAGAAACAAGGUGUAAAAGUACUGAUUAGAACUCAAUAGGAUGAAGCACUAAAGUCCCAUUUAGGUGUGGAAAUGGUGCCGAAGAUCAGAGCUGAGGGUUGGGACCCCAUUACUGGGCCCUCAGAGGUUCUUCUUGACGACAGACCAUGACUUGCCUUCUGCACUUCGCCCUCUCAGCAAUAUAAUCUUCCUGCACUGCCUGUUGAGUCUCCUUCAGCCCCUCUUGCCCACUCAAGCACAAGCUGCCCCUUCACCAUAAGACUUUAACCCUUGAAUGGUCGCUUUGCGCUGCCCACAACUGAUGCACAUGGUGAAUGCUGUGUCUUUCAGUAAUGUAUUAUAAGACGAUAGACGCUGCAUCACAGACCUUGUAUUUACUGAACAGUAGGCAUCGGCCUCAUGUUCCUUCUCCUUUGGACGUGGUCAAGGCCAUGUGAUGUGAAGGAAUCUUGAUAGCUGUACAGUAUUUUAGUUUUUACGCAAAAUGGUUGUGAUGAGUUAGGACUCCCCCAGUCCCAGCCUUCUUCUCCAUCUGCACAUCAUUCAUUGAGGGAUGUUUAGGAAAAUGAGCGCUAGGCUAGAAGCCAGAAUUCUGCUGUUCAGAAGUAGGGACCUUGAGAAGGACCUGUUCAUCUACGUUCACCCAAUGAUAAAAAUGACCCAUAAUAUCUAUAGGCUCCUGGAUAUGUCCUGUUAUGUGAGGAGCAGAUACAGACUCGGGAAGGGAUUGACCAUAGACGAAAUGGGAGUCUAGAGGUUGAAGCAUUUCUUGGAGAUACCUGGACUCCUUGUUUGGUUAGGGUUCCUAGACUGAUUCUAUUGACCUAGAGCACUCUUAUUGGCCAUCCCGCUUCUAUAACCCUUUAGAAUAUAAGCUAAUAAAAUAUUGGGUAAAAACGGGGACACUACAGUAUUUGACUCUUGCAGACCUGUCACCUGGACACAUUGGAGACCACCAUUUUUUUGGCCAAAUGAUCAUAGGGUGUAUUGAAAUCCUGAGCCCACCGACCAUUGUCCGAUAAGUUACUGGUUCCUGUAAUAUUCGUAGACUUUAUAAAUAGAAGUACAAUCCCCAACAUGGAUGAUUCCUUUGUGUGCCGGUGUCCGGUCUUCUUCAAAGUGCACGAGUCACCUAUAUGGUUGAAGCAGCCAUGACAGUGGUCAUCGAUGAGGCAGAUUCUGCUUCCCCUUGGACUUUAGCCUAGCCCGUUGUUUAAUAUGGGUAAACCUACGACUGCCAAUCUGGUACAUUGGACUGAUGUAUGUGAACGAAUUCCAUGUCUCGUCUGGAGAACGGAGCAGAAACGUACAUUGUCUAAAUGUAUCUAAGAUGAACUCUUUUUAUUGUCAAGUAACACAACCAGGGAAUACAUCUACAGAUAGAGGAAUCGGGCAUCCUCGCCUUCACUUACUAUAUUUCUCUAUACACAUAUUUGUGCAAUAAGGCUACGUUGUGGUUCUAGACUGCUAGGCAGAUACUAAUAUUUAUACCCGCCACAUAUAUCAUGUAUACCGUGAGGUAUACAUUGUUACUAUUAUAUCCGCAACGCAACAGUUACAGAUGUGUCAUGUAUGGAGGUAGGUUACGCAUAUGGUGUCAAUUUCAGUAAACCAGGUCUGAAACAUUCGCUCCGAUGCAUUUAAAGGGGAACUCCGGUACAUAACUGAGGAUAGUGGAUAAGAUGUUAUGUACUGGAGUUCUCCUUUUAAAAUAAUAAAGUAUACAAACAUGUAAUGUUUUAUGUAUACUGCUUCUAUGCAGGGCUAUGUGUCGCCAUAGCUACAGACUACAAAGACUGAUCCUAGAAAGAGUGGAAUAACACUCCUGAAGGAUCAGAUUACACAGCCUUUGUGUAAUCUGUUAGGACCAGUUCACACCGGCAGUGUCUGUCUGCCCAGAAUUUGUCUGGGGUUCGAAUUCUCAGAGUCCACGUACUUUUACCGCAGGGGACACAUAGCCCUGCAUGGGAGCUGCAUACCCAAACAUUCAGAGAAUUUUUACUCAAUAGUUUUAAUGUUUCGUUGUUUAAUAUGAAUAAUUUUUUUUUUUUAUACAUUAUACGCAAUUUUAAGUAUUUUAUAAGGGUAUGUUCACAGUUAAUGGUAACAGGGUUACAUGGGGUUAAAGAUUUAGCUGCACUUUUGCCGUUUUUUGCUGCAAUUUAUUUUAUAUAUUUUUUUUUUCAAAUUGACGUGAUUUCUGAAAAUCGCAGCAAGAAACGCAACACAAUUGCACUGUGUGAAUUGAGAUUCUUCUGGCUGCACUACUUACGAUUGUGAUGUUUCGCUGCUGCUGCAUCACAACAUCAGUAACCGUUUUUGUAUGUUUUUUUUUUUUUUUUUUUGCUUCUUUUAGGGUAUGUUCACAAGUGCGUAUUUUUUUUAUUUAUUUUUUGCUGCAUAUCAUCUGCUGCAGAUUUUGCUGCCCAUUAAUUUCAAUGCGUAAUCUGCAGCAGAAAAUAUGCACGUGUGCUAUGUUCACACGGGUGGAUUACCUGCAGUUUUUCCGCUUCGUAUCUGCUGCGGAAAAUCCGCUGCGGAUUUUGCUACCGUUGACUUCAAUGGCUCUGAAGAAAAAUCUGCAAAUCUUUCUCUAUCGCAGAUUGUCUGCUGACCCAUUGAAGUCAAUGGUAGCAAAAUCCGCUGCGGAUUUUCUGCAGCAAAUAUGCUGCGGAAAUUCCGCAGGUGAUCCGCCCGUGUGAACGUACCCUUAGGGUAUGUUCACAUGGGAAGAUUACUUGCAUAAAAUCUGCAGCGGAUUUUGCCACUAUUGCCUUUAAUGAGUCAGCAGAAAAUCUGCAAUGGAGGCAGAUUUACAGAUUUCCCUUUGACACAUUGAAGUCAAUGGUAGCAAAAUCCGCUGCGGAUUUUCUGCAGCAAAUACACUGUGGAAAUUCCGCAGGUAAUCCGCCAUGUGAAUGUACCCUUAGGUUGUAUUGAUGCUGGGGUUUUGUUUGUUUUUUGUGUGCAUUUUUGUUACAUUUUGAUGGACAGGGUGAAAUUGCAUUAGAAAACCACAUUCAUUAUUAUAAUUUUUAAAAAAAAAUUUUUAUGUUGGAUCAAGAAAAUAGGAAAACUGAUGCACAUUUCGGGCACCAUUUUCGUACACAGUAAAGCUGGUUGUGUCUUAGUCACCAAUGAUAAGGUUUCUUGAAAGUGACGCCAGUGCGGUAACUUGUCACCUUGAUAUACACACAGUACAUAGCAAUAUUAGAGGACGGGUAUAUAUGUGUACAGUGAUGGAACGUCACAUUGUGUACUGUGCCUUUAGUGCCUGUGCACAUGUCGAGGUAUUACAAAUCAUAAAAUUUUUUUUAUAUAUAUAUAUAUAUAUAUAUAUAUAUAUAUAUAUCUCAAAUAAUCACAUGCAUGAAAAAAUGAUAUAUAAAAUGCGUUAUCAUGAAACAUUUGUGCCGAAAACUAUAACUAUAUCACACAAGAAAAUAUUCACCCGACACGUGUUUUGCAAGGUUUCUUCUUCCAGGGGUGUUAUAUAAAAAAUAAUUUUAAUUUCCAAGUGCUCCUAGUCUCGUUCAAAACACUUGAAAAAGGAAACUACUUUUACAAGAGUAAAUGUUCUGAAGGCUGAUUCGUUAGAUUUGGUUUUAGCAAAUUUUACUAUAGAUCUUGUGAAUUAUGAACUCAACCAGGAGAUCAUUGUCAGAAAAAAAAGAGGAAAAAUGUUUGCAGGACCCACAGUAGGGUUAUAGAUUAAGAUAAUUGUAACAAAGCUUAUUUAAAGGAGAACUCCAGAAUACGAAAAUUGUCCCCCAUAC
Molecule: messenger RNA, 5282 nt
Organism: Hyla sarda
Lineage: Eukaryota; Metazoa; Chordata; Amphibia; Anura; Hylidae
Gene: ZBTB22
Product: zinc finger and BTB domain containing 22
Exons: 2
Coding region: 163-1473 (436 amino acids)
Biological process (GO): regulation of transcription by RNA polymerase II
Molecular function (GO): protein binding; RNA polymerase II cis-regulatory region sequence-specific DNA binding; DNA-binding transcription factor activity, RNA polymerase II-specific
Source: RefSeq, a predicted model, not a curated record